AUGAAUGAAGUGGAAGACACAUUUAAUCGAAUUCAGAUGCACAAAGGCGUUCAGGGUGUUAUUAUCAUGAACAACGAUGCUGUGCCUAUCCGCACGACAAUGGACAAACCAAUGACGGUGCACUAUUGCGCGCUCUCACAGCAACUCGUCUCCAAGUCAAGGGCUGGCGUCCGUGACGGCGAUCCCACUAACGACCUCACUUUUCUGCGUAUCCGCAGCAAGAAAAAUGAGAUUAUGAUCGCGCCUGGUACGCGUGUUCACUUAUAG
Molecule: messenger RNA, 267 nt
Organism: Hydatigera taeniaeformis
Lineage: Eukaryota; Metazoa; Platyhelminthes; Cestoda; Cyclophyllidea; Taeniidae
Source: the annotation of a GenBank genome assembly